AUGGUCGACAAUUCGGAAUUGCUGCUUAGCCUUGAUCAUGUCAAAUACAGAAAAUCAGGAGAUGGUCGCUCACCAAUAGGUCGUUUGAUGCUGUAUAAGGAACAUGUAGAGUGGAGAGAUAAUGCAGGGCCAGAGAUCCUGUACGUGAAGUUUAUGCAAAUCAAAGGUCAGCGUGUAUCUCCUCCUAACAAGUCGAAAGUGCAAUUACAAUUGGUUCUCCAAAAUGACGACCAAGCAACGUUUGUGUUUUUGAAUCCUGCUUUGGAUAAAGAAGGACUGACCAAGGAAAGGGAUCUGCUCAAAGAAACUCUUCAGCAAGCUCUUAUCGCACAUCGUCAGAGGGUGAACCAGCUGGCUGCAUCGAACGAAAAAGAUGUCAAACAGUCAGAAUUGAGAGAAAAGCAGCGGUUAUUAGGGGAAAACAAGCAGCUGGACCAGCUUUAUACUCACCUUGUUGCUUCGAAGCUCAUUACCGCCCAAGAAUUUUGGACAGACUAUUAUAGCUCUUCUGGUGCUGUCGAGGACAAAUCGGGUAUAAGUGGCGCUUUUCUCACCAAUAUUGUGCAACAGGAGGGUACAAAUGGGAUUAAAUUGAACUUAAAUACUGAAAUCAUACAAUCCGUGUUCAACACUUAUCCUGCUGUUGAAAAAAAGCAUUUGGAGCUUGUCCCUCAUGAAAUGACUGAAGCUCAAUUCUGGACGAAGUUUUUCCAGUCACAUUAUUUUCACCGUGAAAGAGAGGUUCUCCCCAAUCCAAAUGACCCAUUUGCGGAUUGUGUUAGGAUGGAUGAAGCUGAAAUUGAGAAGAUCCAUUCUGACGGAGUGCACCGUAAGCGAUUCGAUUUGGAUCAUCUUGAUGACAAUGUCUUGAAGGACUUUGUGAAGCCCGAGGCUACGAAAGGCGCACAGAAAAGCACUUUAGUACGUCGUUGUAACUACUUGUCGGAGAAGAUCCUGUCUGUGCUGAAGCCAUCAACGUCUACAGAUGACACAACCAGUGAAGCUCCAAAACAAUCUGGUUUUGCUGUUCUGAACCGAAUUAUUGAUGAAGACGAGAAAAGAUUGGAGUCAAGUGAGCUAGUGGAUCAGGAUGGUAAACAAGACUGUCAGAGCUUAUCAAUAAAAACCGAUCAUGGAGGAGUCAAUAGAACCUAUUCACCUGAAGAAGCUGCGAAUUACAAGGCCAUCGUCUUGACAUUGCUAGAAAGUUCUUCUGAUGAAGACAUUCUCAUUCCGGAAGAUGAAGAGAUGGAAGUAUUUGAUGUAGAGUAUGGCGAAAUGAACGGUACAGAUACAGAAGCUCGAAUAAGUGGCUCUGCUGACCCGUCGGAGUGGGGUUUGUCACCCGCCCAACUUAACGAAUUGCACGCAAUCCAUGAUGCUGUUGCGGAACUUUUGAAGCACUUUUGGAUGUGUUUUCCACCAGUUACUCCCGAACUUGAAGAUAAGCUGCAACGAAUGGCUCAAACCCUUCGCAGUUACGAGUCCAAUCAACUUCGCGAAGCAGAACGACGGUUUGGUAGAAUUAAUGUCGAACAUUGUUAUCAAAUGCUCACUCGUGCCCAUGCUCGAUUUCAAAUUUACUCUGAAAGGAAAUCUGCGCGGCACUGA
Messenger RNA from Necator americanus (New World hookworm), 1611 nucleotides. RefSeq lists its product as uncharacterized. The transcript is spliced from 14 exons. The record is from RefSeq and is a predicted model, not a curated record. Bases 1 to 1611 code for a protein of 536 amino acids. Gene Ontology annotation, cellular component: transcription factor TFIIH core complex; transcription factor TFIIH holo complex. Gene Ontology annotation, biological process: transcription by RNA polymerase II; nucleotide-excision repair; transcription by RNA polymerase I. NCBI's taxonomy places the organism in Eukaryota, Metazoa, Nematoda, Chromadorea, Rhabditida, Ancylostomatidae.